Molecule: messenger RNA, 2205 nt
Organism: Peronospora matthiolae
Lineage: Eukaryota; Oomycota; Peronosporomycetes; Peronosporales; Peronosporaceae
Source: the annotation of a GenBank genome assembly
AUGGCCACGAUCUCGUAUUUGUGGGAUCGAGAGGCUACCUUCUGCAGCCAAGCCGACACCAUUCAUGCGCUCCAGCAAUCCUACCGAGAUGCCGUCGUCCGGGGGGAUCGCUUACAAGACGAGCUUGAUUCGCUAUACAGAUCAGCCGCUCCUUUUGUCUACUUCGUCCAGCUUCGAUAUGACUGGAUGCAGGGCCGCUACGUCGACGCAGUGCAUUCUUUGAGUGAUUGCCAUCGAGCUCUGCGGACAUAUCGAGAUCAAUCGGAGGAGAUUCGUCGGCUACGCACUUUGAUAUGUGCCAACGACGAGGCUCAGGGGAACUUGGAACGACAGGUGGAUGCUUUGAGGGCUCAGCUUCAUUCGCUCCAAGCCGAACUCAACUUUCUCCGACAGCAGCGUGAUCAGCUGACCAUGGACCAAUCCUUCCUUCACAUAGAUUUUUUGCACUUGAAGGAGCAAUUGGAUCAGUCUCAGGAGGAGAUCGCAGAUGGACUGUCUUCGAUCAGCGAUCUCAUGCAACAAGUGGAUGGUUUGACUCCCCUAGAGGGUCAGUUGGCACUUUCGCAGGCGGAGAACGCCAACCUACGUCGUCAGCUUGCGGAACACAUCGAGAUAUACGACCAGUUGCAGGUGGUGGAGCAUGAUCGGGAUCAGGCUAUAGCUGAACACCGAGCUCUCCUCGACACACUGAACAGUGCUAUACUCGGAUCCCGGUCGUCUGCGUUGAUCGCUCGAUCGACGCCUAAGAGUGCUACUCCGGUCGGAUCGGCCCCUGCUCCCACUACCCCGGGAUCGAGAUCGCUUGCCCGUAGUGAUUCUUCCACCGCCAGUGUGGCUUCCCGGCUAUUGUCGUUGAACCCUUCAACACCUUUAAACAAACUUCCCGGAUUGGCCCCACCCGAGCCUCCGCCCAAUUCUCCUUGUUCUCCGCUUUCGUCCGCGGCUUCUGGGACUGGAUCGGGAAGUGAGGAGCUGACCGAGUCGGAUUCUAGCUCGGAUGAUUUGACUCGUGCUGCAUUAUCCCAAUCGAGAUCGGCCUCUCGUCGUCAACCUAGAUCGGAUGCCCGAUCUUCGACCCCGAACCCCUCUCCGGCCGCUCGGGUUGUUCCCGCUUCUCCCGCAGCUACUGCGUUGGCUCAAGCACUGUUGCGUUCGCCUUCUCCAGACGUUCCGGAGCCUCGUUAUCUUUCGUACCCAUCCACUCCGGUCGCGGAUGUCCCCGUAGUCGAAAUUCAAGAUGAUGGCGGCGUAGAAGACGUGGAGGUAUCGCCAACAGGGGAGACACACAGCGAGACUGGCUCUGUUAUUCCGCCUCCGGAGUCUACUGCGCUUUCGGAUCGCCAUUCGUCCGAUAGCGAAAACAGCAUCACCCUUCCGGCACGCCAAGUGGCUAACAGAGUUUUCUCUUCCGUGGACUUCGACAAUCUUCCGCCACUCCAGCAACCACGGGAUCGGUGGAUUCCCAACUAUCUGGCGCCCUCCCGACGGGUAGCUUCCGAGAUCGCUCCAUGGUCCGUUUCGCGGAUCGCGAUGGUUUGCGUGAGGACCAUGACCAUUGAGCUGUUGUUUCACCACUACUCCAAACCCAGGAAUUUUCUGUUUCCCUUCUACAAUCAUGGACGAGCUCCGCCUACGGGGACUUGGGCUUCUGGGCUGAUCUCGCGGCAACACAUCGAGGCUCUUUAUGCUUUAGCCCCUUGGGAUAAUAUCAUAGUCCCAGUGAACCCGAUAUCAUUCACCAUGACUGGAUGGUAUCGUGAUAUGGGUCAUCGGUACCUGGAGCUUGAGUCUACUCAUCGACAAGCUCUGUGGGAAUCUACUCAUGCUUUCCCGAUUCCUCCGGCUCAAAGGCGAUCUGAACGGUUCAUGCAGACAUUCUGGCGCCAACGAAAACAACGCCGUUCUCGCUUUGGAGCGCGUUGGAAGAACUUCUUGAAGAUGAUACUCAGCGGCAUGAUCGCUGGCCACUGCAAUCUCGACAUCUUGCUAGAUCCCUUCUUCCUCCACUAUCCGCGCCCACAUGAAGACCGAGUUUGGUAUCCAGGGUUAGGACACUCUAACGACCCAGCUGACUUGCUAGAGGCGUUGGACAUGGCAGACCAAGAGGAUCCUUGGCGCAACCAAUUCCGUAACGCCUAUUGGGAUCAUCCCGGAUCGCAGAUCCCUCGUCUGCAGGACAAGUUCAAACCUGCUCCAUCGUCUUAG